Paramecium pentaurelia is the source of this 1681-nucleotide messenger RNA. Lineage: Eukaryota; Ciliophora; Oligohymenophorea; Peniculida; Parameciidae. The record is from the annotation of a GenBank genome assembly.
AUGUCUAAUUAUUCUUGCUAAUUUUGCUACAAAAGAACAACUCUAGGAUAUAUUAAAAACUAUUUCCCUUGCGAAAUCAAUUUACAUAAAAUGAUUAGACACACUCUCUAUCAUAAAUAUGCAACAUCAUAAAAUUAUUAUUAUACCAAAGACAUUAAUGAAAUAUUAUCCAAAACUUCUACUGCCAGAACUAUUCUGUAUAAUGUAAAACAUUCAAAUAUAUCAUAAGGAUUAUCUAUGUUAUGAUGAAGAAGAUGAAUAUAUUAAAAGAUUUUAUGAAAUCCACGAAUAUCCUCCAAAAUCAAAACUGCUUACAGAAUUCUAUAAAUUUCAUAAAGAUUUACCAAGAUGGGUCUUAAAACAAACCAUACUAAAAAUUCUCAAUUAUUAUUAUGAUAAAAGAAGAAAAAUUGAAUUUUACAAAAUUUAAAGAUAAAUUGAAAUUGAAAAUUAAAUGAACCCAACUGAUCCACCUAAAGGUAUUGUAGGUGAUAAACCUUUACUAAGUGAUUCAACACCUUAAUCUGAGAAUUCUGAACCAUAAUCUAAAGUUAAUGUAGAUAACAUUCUUAAAGAAAUCAGUUUUUCUAAUAAGAAACCUUAACCCUCUUCAGAAAUCAGUCGUAUAUUAUAAGUCCCUGAAUCUCCUCCUAUUGGUGAAAUACAAUAAAUGAUAAGUUUAUUAAAUCUAAAAUCAGAUUCUCCAAAUCAAAAAUAAUAAUAUUAAUGGUUUAAAAAGAAAAAAAAUCAAAGCAAAAAAUCACUAAAAUUAGAUGAACUUGCUUUAUCUUUAUCUGCUAGAACCCAUUAAAAUCCUUAAGAAGCAAAAAUGCCAUUAUCAGCCAGAUAUUAAUAAUCUUAUUCCAAUAGAUUAAUAGAUUAAAGUAAUUUAUGUAAAUAUAUUUAGUUUAAUCUAAAUUAUACAAUAAACAUUCUUAAACCAUCUCAAGAGAUAAAAUUUUAGAUUUUAAAUAAAAUAAGGAAUAAUUCAUGUAAUAAAUAUAUAUAUUACUGCAAUAGUAAAAAAUUCAAAUUAGAAGAUAAGAAUAAAAAAAGUAAUUCACCAAAAAAAAGUGAUUAAAACAAAGCAAUUCAAGAAAUCAAAUAACUUGAAUUGAAAAUAAUUAAAAGUCUUUAAGAAAUGAAGAAUAUCAAAAGUAAUAAUUUAUCAAAUCAUGAAUCGAAAUAAAUACCCUCUUAAAACCAAAAUAAUAAUAAUUAAGUACUCUCUUUGGAUUAAAAAGCUUUAUAUUAAAUACUUAAAAUUCCUGAUUCGUUUAGACAAUUAAAUUUUAACAAACUUUAAAAUAAAACAAAUUCAAAAAGAUCUCAAGAUUAGAAUUAACGUUAACAAAAAAAUAAUAAUAAUUCUUCACAACAUUAAAAACAAGUAUAAAUAUUGGAUAUGAAAAAAUUAAUAUCCAAUAAAAAAGAUAUAGCUCCAAAAACAGAAAGAGUAAAAAAGACAAUACCUUCUCUAAACUUAAAUCUUAUUGGAGCUAUAAAUUAAUCUACUUCAAUGACAACUAGAAACAAUAGCUUUACUCCUAGUUUAGCUUAUGCUUAAUUAUUAACACCAAAAUAAAAUUAAACAAAUAUAUAUAAUGAAAAUAUCAUUAAUAAUUGGCAAUAAUAAAAUACUCUAAAUAUUGCAAUUAGAGAAAACAAUAUAUAAAAAUGA